UUUAUUGAAGCCAUUCAGCAGUUUUUGGUGUCCAUUCAAUAUAAUGAUAGCUUUUUGCCGGUGACGACCGUUAUUGCGGCCCGUGCAUCGAGAUGCGCGUGAGUUUCCGCCGCGACGCUUCCACUGUAUAUAUAAAGCCUUAAAAUGUGUGAGCGAGCACGGUGAAGCCAGUUCUCGGUCGGCAGCUGUACAGACUACACGUUGAAAAUGCAUAAGAUUACUUUGUUCAUCUUUGCGGCUCUGUUCGCCGUAACUCUCGCAGAAGGACAGUACUAUGUUCCCCGCGCCUACUACACUAUAGACGCGGAGGGGCACGAGUCCGCGCGGGUGCCGCUGCGCCGCCUGCGCCGGUCCCUGCCGCCGCCGAUGCCCUACGGUGGCGCCAACGCCAACGCUCAGGCUUAUGCUCAAGCCAAUAGCUUUAACGGAGGUUCUGCGGCUGCUAAUGCCAAUGCCCAAGCUAACGCGGGAGGCUGGGGCGGCUGGGGCGGCUACGGCGGCUGGGCACUGCCUACAGGCCAAUAUGGCUCAGCCAACCCUAAUGCUUUAAGGACUUAGUAUGGCGGCAGCUAACUUGACUAACUCCAUGGUGUCGGCACCCUGAGCGCGUAUUUUCCACCAGUUGCACGCCUGCGCCGCGCGUUGCGCCUGCGCACUUGCUGUGCAACUGCCGGAAGAUUCUAUUCCUAUUUAUUGUAAUUAAUACUUUAAUAAAUGCUCUUAGCGAUAUA
Messenger RNA from Trichoplusia ni (cabbage looper), 731 nucleotides. RefSeq lists its product as uncharacterized. Lineage: Eukaryota; Metazoa; Arthropoda; Insecta; Lepidoptera; Noctuidae. The transcript has 4 exons. The record is from RefSeq and is a predicted model, not a curated record. Bases 208 to 558 code for a protein of 116 amino acids.